CAACUGGUUUAAGCAGCCUCUUGGACAAAAGCCUCGGCUUAUAGCAGUACAAAUAAACUAUCAAAUACAUGCUGUAUUUUUCCAUGAGUUUAAAAACAGCACACGCCUCAGUGCUAAAGCAGCAAAGGGGAGCUUUAACCUGACUAUGUCAGGAGUAGAGACGUCUGAUUCAGCCACAUACUACUGCAGUAUUACGCUUUUCAAAGAGAUCAGCUUUGGAAAUGGAACUACUUUAAUGGUGACGGGGUCAGAGUCACACGGCAGGACAGUAGUACUGCAGCAGCCCGAGUCUGAGUCAGUGCAGCCAGGAGACUCUGUGACUCUGCAAUGUACAGUACACACUGAGACCUGUGCAGGAGAACACAGUGUGUACUGGUUCAGACUGGGCUCAGGAGAGUCCCCCCCAGGAAUUAUUUACACCCAUGGAAACAGGAGUGAUGAGAGCCAGAGGAGCUCUGGGGCUGUGUCUCCCACACAGAGCUGUGUCUACAACUUCCCCAAGAGGAACCUCAGCCCCUCUGAUGCUGGGACUUACUACUGUGCUGUGGCCACCUGUGGGGAGAUCCUGUUUGGGAACGGGACCAAGCUGGACUUUGAGCGGAAUGAACGACUUCCUCUUUUCUGCUUGGUGGGAGCUUUGACGUUGAGCGUGAUUCUAAAUAUUGUCCUCGCCCUGAAAACGAGAAAAUGCAGUGAGAACUGCAAAGGGUCUUCAUCAAACAACCAAAUGUCCAGAGAAGACUUGUCAAACAAACAGGGUCAAGAGGAAUCAAUGAAUUACGCUGCUUUGACUUUCACCACCAAGAAACCCAAAGUGAGGACGAAGAAGAGGGUAGUGGAGAAAGAAACAGUUUACUCAGAUAUGAGAUUUAGAGACCACGAGUGAAGCUUUCCAUAAAAACUUAUCUUCAUCUCAAGAAUGAUCACCGUUUAUCAAAUAUUUCCUCACCAGAACUGGUAAACAUUAUAAUAUGUGGCUGAAAAUGACAGUUACGGGAUUUGCCUUGUUUUAAACUAAGGACCUCUUUGAGUUGUGCUUGUUCUUAAGUUCUGCUGUUUAUAAAAUAAACUUAAAACUUAAAAAAAUUGUA
This is a messenger RNA of Anguilla anguilla (European eel), 1091 nucleotides long. Its product is annotated as Ig kappa chain V19-17-like. Lineage: Eukaryota; Metazoa; Chordata; Actinopteri; Anguilliformes; Anguillidae. The record is from RefSeq and is a predicted model, not a curated record. The transcript has 5 exons. Gene Ontology annotation, biological process: response to bacterium. Bases 146 to 886 code for a protein of 246 amino acids.